Molecule: messenger RNA, 444 nt
Organism: Mucor velutinosus
Lineage: Eukaryota; Fungi; Mucoromycota; Mucoromycetes; Mucorales; Mucoraceae
Exons: 7
Coding region: 1-444 (147 amino acids)
Biological process (GO): protein polyubiquitination
Cellular component (GO): nucleus
Molecular function (GO): ubiquitin conjugating enzyme activity
Source: RefSeq, a predicted model, not a curated record
AUGGCUUUAAAACGUAUUAACAAAGAACUCAAAGACCUCGAACGCGAUCCUCCUUCUUCAUGUUCAGCAGGUCCUAUUGGAGAUGAUUUGUUCCAUUGGCAAGCAACUAUUAUGGGCCCUGAGGAUAGCCCUUACCAAGGUGGUGUUUUCUUCUUGUCUAUCCACUUCCCUACUGACUACCCCUUCAAGCCUCCAAAGAUCAACUUCACUACCAAGAUCUACCAUCCCAACAUUAACAGCAAUGGCUCCAUUUGUCUCGAUAUCUUGAAGGACCAGUGGUCUCCUGCUUUGACCAUUUCCAAGGUUCUUUUAUCUGUCUGCUCUUUGCUCACUGACCCUAACCCUGAUGACCCACUUGUACCCGAACUCGCUCAUAUCUACAAAACUGAUCGUUCUCGCUACGAGUCUACAGCAAGAGAUUGGACCAGAAAAUAUGCUAUGUAA